This is a messenger RNA of Fusarium musae, 1254 nucleotides long. RefSeq lists its product as uncharacterized. Bases 1 to 1254 code for a protein of 417 amino acids. NCBI's taxonomy places the organism in Eukaryota, Fungi, Ascomycota, Sordariomycetes, Hypocreales, Nectriaceae. The record is from RefSeq and is a predicted model, not a curated record. Gene Ontology annotation, molecular function: oxidoreductase activity, acting on paired donors, with incorporation or reduction of molecular oxygen; heme binding; monooxygenase activity. The transcript is spliced from 6 exons.
AUGACUUUUGCCGAUAUCAGGGUUGGCUGGGACAAGACCUUGAGUUUCCUGCCAUACAACGAACAGCUUCGUAGACACCGCAGAAAAGCUAACCUUUGCCUCAAGUCCGAAGCGAGCAUCAGGUCCAACGACACUCUACAGGAGAUUGAAGUCGGACAUUUCCUGCUUCACUUACUGCGGGACCCUGGCCGUUUGGUUGAGCACAUUCAAAAACAAGCUGGUUCUGUGAUCGUGAAAGUGGUGUAUGGAUACACCGCUGAGCAGUUCAAACCUGAUCCUCUACUCAGUACUGUACGAAAGGUCGUAGAUGAGUUUGGCAUCGCGGCUAAGCCUGGGGCCUUUAUGGUUGACCUCAUCCCGAUUCUGAAACAUAUCCCCGACUGGUUCCCUGGAGCUGGUUUCAAAACUACGGCAAAGCAGUGGAGGUCUAACCUCGAGAGCUCAGUUGAAGACCCCGCAGCUUUCGUGGAGCAUCAAAUGGCAAAUGGCAAGGAUAACAAAUCAUUCUUGUCUCAGCUGAUGCAGAAUGAGGGCUUGACAGAUGAGGAAGCUUCUGAGAAUAAAUGGCUAGCGGCAUCUCUUUACGCUGCAGGUGCUGAUACGACUGUCUCUGCGAUCACAACAUUCUUCCUCGCCAUGACACUUUUCUCCAAGGCCCAGAAGAAAGCGCAGUGGGAAAUUGACGAGGUCAUCGGGAGUGAGCGCUUACCAGCGCUAUCGGAUAGACAAAGCUUGCCAUACGUCAAUGCGCUUGUGAAGGAAGUUCUUCGAUGGCAUCCCGUCGGACCAAUGUGUCUUCCGCAUACAACCUCCCAAGACGACAUCAUCGACGGACAUCUCAUCCCAAAGGGCGCAAUGAUUCUUCCGAAUAUCUGGCAAAUCUGUCAUGAUCCAGCACUCUACCACGAUCCAAUGGCCUUCAAACCAGAGCGCUUUCUUGGUCCAGAGGCUGAGACAGACCCGGGUCGUUUUGUCUUUGGCUUUGGGCGAAGAAUUUGCCCGGCGCAAGGCAUGGCUGACAAGACGCUGUUUCUCAACAUGGCGCAGACUCUGGCUGUAUUUGAGAUUACAGGGAAAGAGGGAGGUGAGAUGCCCAAGGCUGAGUUUACAUCUGGAGUUGUCAGCCAUCCGAAGCCCUUCGAAACUGCAAUCACGCCGCGAUCUUCUCAACAUCGUAAAUUGAUCGAGUCAAUUGAGCGGAUGCAUCCAUGGCAGAAGAGUGACGCAGACACUCUAGCAAACGCUCACAGAUAA